This is a messenger RNA of Brugia malayi, 1410 nucleotides long. RefSeq lists its product as uncharacterized. Lineage: Eukaryota; Metazoa; Nematoda; Chromadorea; Rhabditida; Onchocercidae. The transcript is spliced from 11 exons. The record is from RefSeq and is a predicted model, not a curated record. Bases 1 to 1410 code for a protein of 469 amino acids.
AUGUUAGAUGGAAUUAUGUCAGGGAUAUUAAGUACAGAAGCAGUGGUAAUUAUGAAAACCAUAACUCUUCAAAAGAAAACUUCAUAUUGGGAAACAAAAAAAAAACCUACCAAACAAAAAAAAAGAUCCCGAAAAAAUCGAUUAGCAGAAAGAAAGAGGGUCACCGUGACCUCGACCACUCGAUCGACCACUACUAACAACUCCCAACUAUUGUGUAAUUAUAGCAUGUUGUGUCAUCAAAACAUGAAUAGAAUUGAUAUCGGGAAUAGAACAUUACCAUCAACCAUAAAUGUUCGAAUGGUUGAUGAUCAAACAAUGAAAGCAAUGGAAAGGGAGGGCGCUGGCCGGAGAAGUGUAACAUAUAAGGGUCAUUUUCAAUGGCCAUCUAAAAAUAGCAUAUUAACAACACCGGAACGGAAACGUUCAAGACGUUCUAUGAGCUUCGCUGAUUCCGGUUUAGGUUCAUCCAUAUUUGGUUCACCUCCCUCGAAAUCAGUUACUAUAUCAGACACCGCUCCUAUGUUAAAGACACCAACAAGGAAGAGGUCACCGAAUACGAACUCACCCUCCUUACAAUCUUUUCUUCAUGUGUCUGCGUUUAGUGAUGCCUUCUGUCCACCAGAGAACUGUUCGCCUCCAUCGAAGUUCCGUUUGUCGGAUCCAGAUAGUGCUGUUGAAUACAGAUUUAGUGGGAUAAGUGUGCCAGAAAAUGAAACACCUAUCAAUAUGGCAGACGAUGCAUUGAAUGGAGCGAUACCAUCUACUUCUUUCAAAGACUCCUCUUUCCGGUCGUCACUUGAUGAUGAGAAUGAUGAUAGCAUAACGGACUCUGCUAUUUCAUAUGGGAUGGUGGAAACACCAAGUAAAGGAUUUAAAAACGAAAUGAAUAUGGUCACGGGUUUCAUUGAUGAUAACUUUUCAUUGCUUACAUCAACCCCAUUGAAUAUCAGUCCAAAUGAUGACAUUUCAAGGAGCCAUGGUUUCAUACCCUCACAUUAUACAAUUCCUGAACAAGCUAAUGGUCCGCUGGAAAGCAGUUUGUGUGAACCGGUCGAUCAGUUUAGAUUACACACUGCUGGUUUUUUAUCUCCUGUGAAAAGCACUGAUACGGAAGCUAUAGUUUUACCAGUAACGAGGAUAAAUCAGCUAGAGAAGAUAAAUCUUUCGCAACAAAGGAUUGAACACUUCUAUCCAAAGUUUCCAAGUAAUUCAGCAGCUGCAAAUUUAAAUCGGGUUUAUCUUCGUGAAACGAACUACAAUAAUAGGCCAUUCAGGCCACCAGCAAAAGCGCUUAAAGUGAACUCAAAAAAAUGGUUUCAAAUAACUUGCGGGGAAACACCUCAUCAGAUAGAAAUGACUCGAAUGGCUAGAAUUUUCCUAGAAGGUAGUCAGCCAAUUUUUCCACAGUGA